Messenger RNA from Aspergillus caelatus, 874 nucleotides. RefSeq lists its product as uncharacterized. Bases 373 to 810 code for a protein of 145 amino acids. The transcript has a single exon. The record is from RefSeq and is a predicted model, not a curated record. NCBI's taxonomy places the organism in Eukaryota, Fungi, Ascomycota, Eurotiomycetes, Eurotiales, Aspergillaceae.
UUAUGAUCAAUGGGUCGGUUUGGGUGGCACGGUUUGGGGCGGUUAUCUGUGGUAUAUCUUUUUGUUCGUUUUCGCUUUUGCGUUUGUUGUUCGUCACGAUCAUAUCCUUAUUGUUUUUUAGGAGGACACCGUGAAUUCUGGUGUAUAUUGAAGCGCGAGCCGCAGGUCCACCAGUCAGUUCGAUGCAACGCUGGUUUGCAGAACCGCCUCGCUUUUUCUUUUACUCCCUUCUGCGAGUGUUUCAUGCAAUGUUCAGCGAGGAGCUGGUGAUAUCAUUACCCUGUGUCUUUUCUCGGGCCCCUUCUGCAAUCGCGUCCGGGCCGUUGUCGACUGCAAGAUGAUUUCGGGUACUGAAGCAGCGUUGUGCAGGAGAUGUAUAUGAGAAACGUUUACUUCUCUUGUAUCAUUUGUGAGGGAUGGUUUUCUCGAGUAUUUUAUUAUUUGGGAGGGAAGGACUCUUUUUUUUACUUCUCUCUCACGUUCAUGUUUUUCUUUUGUUUCAAUUCACGAUUUGCACAUGUGGGUGGUUCUCUGUUCGACUCGAUCGAUAUCCGGCUCGUUGUAUUCGGGAAAAGUAGGGUCAAUUCAAGUAUAAUUAUCUGUAUUUCUUUGCUUUCUUUUCUCCAUAACUUGAUACCAUCUCCGUUUUUCUCCAGUCUGUCUUUCUUUUCUGUUGGGGUUACCUUUAUGAAUGUCAUAGCCAUGACACUUACAUCUACGCAAACAACAAUGCUAUGCACGGUCUCGACUCGGACAUCAAGGAAAGAAGCAUAUGACACAACAAGAAAGCAGGAAAAGAACAAAAAUUGAAGAUGUCACCGUAACAAACCCAAACCAACCCACGAACCAGGGUUCUCAUACCCCCAAUCCACCA